This is a messenger RNA of Trematosphaeria pertusa, 1427 nucleotides long. Its product is annotated as mitochondrial carrier. Gene Ontology annotation, molecular function: FMN transmembrane transporter activity; ATP transmembrane transporter activity; AMP transmembrane transporter activity. Lineage: Eukaryota; Fungi; Ascomycota; Dothideomycetes; Pleosporales; Trematosphaeriaceae. Gene Ontology annotation, cellular component: peroxisomal membrane. The record is from RefSeq and is a predicted model, not a curated record. The transcript is spliced from 4 exons. Bases 166 to 1158 code for a protein of 330 amino acids.
UUCUAUCAAGCGCUGCCCACGUAGCUUCUCUCUUGCUCUCUUUUAUCUAAACGUAUUUCUGUCUUCGAUUGCGUUCUCUUCCUAAGCAUUGCGACCCCGCCCGUCUCUACGCGUCCCCUCUUUUGACCCCGACACGUGAAAGCCGCGCGAAGAAGGAUAGAUAGCAUGUCUGAGACGCAGAAAACGGCGCAGGAGAAGCUGGCUGAGUCGACCAAGGCAGCGCCGACGAGUACAGCAGCGCAGCAGAGCGAUAAUGUAGCGCAUGCGCUCGCGGGUGCUGGAGGGGGUUUGCUGUCUAUGGCUCUGACAUAUCCCCUCAUCACCCUCUCCACCCGCGCCCAAGUCGAAUCGAAACGAGCGCAAUCCUCGACCCUCAACGCCGCCCGACGCAUCAUCAAGCGGGAAGGCAUUGCAGGGCUAUACGCCGGCCUCGACUCCGCGCUCUUCGGAAUCAGCGUUACGAACUUUGUAUACUACUACUGGUACGAAUGGACGCGCGCCUUCUUCGAAAAAGCGGCUCUCAAGGCUGGCCGCGCCUCCAAGAAGCUCACGACGGUCGAGUCUAUGAUUGCGGGCGCUAUCGCUGGCAGCGCGACCGUGCUUAUUACGAAUCCUAUCUGGGUUGUCAAUACGCGCAUGACGGCGCGCAAGUCCGAGUCUGAAGAGCAAGUGCUCCCCGGUGCGAAGCCCGCAAAGUCACCCUCUACAAUCGGCACACUGCUCUCGCUGAUCCGGGAUGAGGGGCCGGCGCGCCUCUUCGCUGGCGUCAUGCCUGCGCUGGUGCUGGUGAUCAACCCGAUCCUACAGUACACGGUAUACGAGCAGUUGAAGAACACGCUAGAGAAGCGGCGGCGCAUCACGCCAACAGAUGCGUUUUACUUGGGUGCGCUGGGCAAGCUGCUCGCAACGAGCAUCACGUAUCCCUACAUCACUGUGAAGAGCAGGAUGCAUGUUGCGGGCAAGGAUGGGCCAAAGGAGGAUAUGUUUACGACGUUUAGGAGGAUCAUUCGGGAGGAAGGGUACGCGGGUCUUUAUGGAGGCAUUGGACCGAAGGUAACCCAGAGCGUCAUUACGGCGGCUUUUCUGUUUGCGUUUAAGGAUGCGCUGUAUGCGUAUACCAUUACUGCGCGCAAGAAGCUUGCUCUCAGGGCGAAAUAGGCGCAGUCUCACCAUCGUAGCGCGCUCCAUACUGCGGCAUGUAUGGCAUGGCGGCAUGUGGGCGAGAUAUGGGUCCCUUAAGGGGCACCACGAUUGAAAUACAAGCUAGUGGGUAUGCACAUAGAAGGGUCAUAUACGAGGCCUUGGGAAUUCAGGCCAUCUUUUGCUCAGACACUGUAUAUAUUCGCACAGAAUGAAUUGCACGCAUGUUACUAACUGCGCUGUUAAGGGUUGGUAGUUGGGAUGAUAAAUAAGCAGCUUACUUCGGC